Molecule: messenger RNA, 2955 nt
Organism: Ciona intestinalis (vase tunicate)
Lineage: Eukaryota; Metazoa; Chordata; Ascidiacea; Phlebobranchia; Cionidae
Product: kinesin light chain 1
Biological process (GO): microtubule-based movement
Cellular component (GO): cytoplasm; kinesin complex
Molecular function (GO): kinesin binding
Source: RefSeq, a predicted model, not a curated record
UGCUGAGAACCAGACGGAUUCAUUGCGCUCAGCGAUCAGUUUCAAAAGCGGUCGAGGCUUGCGAUGACUAUGCAGCCAGAAGAUACGGAUUUAUUCGAAAAAACUGAUGCGCUUCAUUUAGGUAAAAGCUAAACCUAGCGCUACAUAAUGACAAGUCCAUUGUUAGUGGUUGAGGGGGGCAACAUCAAUGAUGAGCUUGUGGAGAAUGAAAGUCUUACGUCUGACAGUGACCAGCAAGACAACCGGCCACCACAAGAUAGCAUCAUCACUAACACAAGAGCUGUGAUGCAAGGUCUUGAGCAAUUAAAGAAUGAGCACAACUCAAUUCUUCACAGUUUGCUAGCCACACUGAACGCAAUUCGAAGAGAGAAAGAUGAUGACGUGAACUUGGUGGAAGAAAAGUCAAAUAUUAUUAAGAAGUCGCUGGAAAUGAUUGAGCUUGGUCUGGGUGAAGCAGAAAUGAUGGUUUCACUGUCAUGUCACCUCAACACUUUGGAGUCGGAAAAGCAGAGAGCAAAAGCACUGAUUCGAAGACUAUGUCAAGAGAACGCCUGGUUAAGAGAUGAGCUGGCCAACACACAGAACAAACUGCAAAUGUCAGAGCAGAAGGUGGUGCAGUUGGAGGAGGAGAAGAAUCAUUUGGAAUUCCUAAAAUCAAUAAGAAAAUUUGAUGAGGAUCUGCCGGAUCAGGGAUCGACAAAUCCAUCUAAAGACGCAAGCAGCAUCGAAGAUUUGUUCGGUUCUGGUAAUCCAGGUGAUGGCUCAACUGCUGAUGGAAGUGUCCAGUCUUCAUCACUGAAUCAGAUAAACUCAAAUUCUGUGGCAAGCGGUGGUUAUGAAAUACCUGCACGUCUGCGUACUUUGCAUAACUUGGUUAUACAAUAUGCAAGCCAAGGUCGGUAUGAGGUGGCUGUACCUUUGUGCAAGCAAGCUUUGGAAGAUUUAGAGAAGACUUCGGGCCAUGACCAUCCUGAUGUUGCAACUAUGCUCAACAUCCUUGCUCUUGUAUACAGAGAUCAAAAUAAGUUCAAGGAGGCUGGUAACUUGCUCAAUGAUGCUUUGGCAAUUCGAGAGAAGACUUUGGGUCCCGAUCAUCCUGCAGUUGCUGCUACACUCAACAACUUGGCAGUAUUGUAUGGCAAGCGUGGAAAGUACAAGGAAGCUGAACCACUCUGCAAACGAGCACUUGAGAUAAGAGAAAAGGUGCUGGGUAGAGAUCACCCUGAUGUCGCUAAACAAUUAAACAACCUUGCCCUGCUCUGCCAGAAUCAAAGUAAAUAUGAAGAAGUGGAGAAAUACUACCAGCGGGCACUGCAGAUAUACGAAAAUAACCUAGGACCUGAUGAUCCAAAUGUAGCAAAGACGAAGAACAAUCUUGCUUCUGCAUACAUGAAGCAAGGGAAGUUCAAGCAAGCUGAAACCCUCUACAAGCAAGUAUUAACACAAGCACAUGAAAAAGAUUUUGGCAGCAUCGAUGAGAAAAACAAGCCAAUCUGGAUGCAUGCUGAAGAAAGAGAAGCAUCUGUUUACACCGGGCAAAACAAGGACAGCGCUCCUUAUGGUGAAUAUGGUGGUUGGUAUAAAGCAGCUAAGGUUGACAGCCCAACUGUUACAACCACAUUAAAAAAUCUUGGGGCGUUGUAUCGACGACAAGGAAAGUAUGAAGCUGCUCAAACCCUGGAAAACUGUGCUUCAAGAUCAAGCCGACAGCCAUCACAAUCUGGUAGAGCAACCCCGACUGGUGACCGCAGUAAAGAUAAGGCUCAAUUCUCAAAGAACAAAGAUGGUGAGGAAGUGAAAGUAGAAUGGAGUGGUGAUGGCAGUGGAACCCUUCGAAGAAGCGGGUCUUUUAAUCGACUGAGAGCCUCAUUAAAAAGAAGCAGUGCAAAGUUGGUGAGCAAGUUUACUGGUGCCCCAGAUGCAGAUAACCCGAUGGUACAAGCUCCAACUGCCAACUCCAACAUGAAGCGCGCAACUUCUUUGGGGGUCCUCAAUUCGAAGUUUGAUGGUGUGCACCAAGCACAGGUACGACACCCAUCUCAACACUUGAGUAAGCAUGCAGAAGCACCUUGAAUUUCAAUCAUUGCAAAAAAGCCUCUAUUUAUUACAUAUUCAUAAUUUCAUAUCAAUGCAUGAUCAGCUUUACUUGUAUUUUUAUUUGUUGGAGAUAUAUUUUUGUUAUUCUUAGCUUAUAAUAUCAAACUUAAAAUACGCCUACAGUACCGCAGUAUUGAAUCAAUAUAUUGUACUGUGUUAACUCACAGUACAGUCACUGUGGUCCUGGAAAUGGGAAAUUGUUCUUUGUUUUAUUGAUCUCCUGUAAGUACUAAAGUGUAAACCAAUGGCUAUGCACUUCUGUCAUGCCACUAAAUGUUUGGAAAGUAUUAUGGUGUUCCAAGCUUCAAUUUGCUCUGGUUUAAAUUCAUGCAUUAUUCGAAGUAGGUGCUUCAUUUCAUGAACAGUAGUAAAAUACUAAAUCUAAACCAAUCCAAUUCAAGAUCAAAUCUAUUUUGGUGCUGCUAUUUCACUUGUAGCUUUCAAUAUCUGUCUCUAGGAAAAUAUGUUGUGAAUUACAAUCCAUGCUUUUGUAGUAGGUGGUAGAUAAAGCUGCCAGUUGUAUUGUAAUUGCCUUAAAACUGUGUUGUUCCUUGAAAUACUACAACCAACCACUCCUAUUUUCCCAAUUACCUGCAUUGAUAUACUGAUUAUUACUAAUGACAAUUCCUUAUUAAUUACAGACAUUUGAAUUUAACGGUGUCAGCUUAAACUUAUUUUUUUGCAAACUAUAAAUUCCAUAGCAUGUUGUAAGAUGAUUGUAAAUGCUUUGUAAGACUUGUGUAGGGUUUGCAACAGGUUUACUCAUACUCCAAAGCUUCACUGUUUCAUUGUUGUGUGUCGUAUUUAAUGUAGGAUGUAAGUUCCAAUUCUGUCAUAAUAAAUGUGUUAAAACUACGA